CUCUAGUUGGUAAGAAUUAGGAUGGGAGAUCAUUUAGUGUUGGUGGUUGAUAGGUUAUCGAGUAAGUCUGGUCUCGUAGCGUUAAAGGUAGACGCGGUUAAGGAAGAUGGUGCAUCUGAAGGAACUGAUGAUAUCUGUAAGACAGAAUUUGUACAAUGUAGGAUUUGUCAUGAUGAAGAUGAAGAUUCCAACAUGGAUACUCCCUGUUCUUGUUCAGGAACAUUAAAGUAUGCACAUCAUCAAUGCAUCCAGAGAUGGUGCAACGAGAAAGGUGACACCUUAUGCGAAAUUUGCCGUCAGCAAUAUAAAUCUGGUUACACAGCUCCCCGCCAAUUGUUUCACUACACAGGCAUCUCUAUGAACUUCAGGAGUGAUUGGGGAAUAGAGGCACUAGAUCUUCGUAACCCUUAUUUCCUAUCCGAUGAUCACGAGCUUUAUUCGUUCCAUAGCCCCACAAGCUUGAUUUGUUGUCGCGUAAUUGCCUUGCUGUUCAUCUUUCUGCUGUUCUUGCGCCAUUCUCUUCCAGUCUUCCUAGGUGGUAUCGAUGAUUUCUCUCUAACUUUGCUUCUGUUACCAUUACUGAAAACAUUUGGAAUCUUGCUGGUUGCAUAUUUCUUUGCCAAGUCAUUCACAGCUAUACAACGUUGCAGGCAAAAAUGGGAUACGAGAUUCUCUAGUUUCUCUUCUGACGAAGAAACUGCGCCGCCUCGGAUAUUGGCAGAACGUCCUCAACUUCAUGCUCCCGUAAACUAAGACAAUCAACAGAUAUGUGUAUGAUUGUGUACCUUAACACAAAAUACACAAACUAUACAUACCCAUUAAAUAAAUGUUAUUUUGGUAUGGUA
Messenger RNA from Raphanus sativus (radish), 845 nucleotides. RefSeq lists its product as uncharacterized. Gene Ontology annotation, biological process: protein ubiquitination. The record is from RefSeq and is a predicted model, not a curated record. Gene Ontology annotation, cellular component: membrane. Gene Ontology annotation, molecular function: zinc ion binding; ubiquitin-protein transferase activity. Bases 22 to 753 code for a protein of 243 amino acids. The transcript is spliced from 7 exons. NCBI's taxonomy places the organism in Eukaryota, Viridiplantae, Streptophyta, Magnoliopsida, Brassicales, Brassicaceae.